Molecule: messenger RNA, 1914 nt
Organism: Pestalotiopsis fici W106-1
Lineage: Eukaryota; Fungi; Ascomycota; Sordariomycetes; Amphisphaeriales; Sporocadaceae
Exons: 4
Coding region: 1-1914 (637 amino acids)
Biological process (GO): DNA-templated transcription; positive regulation of transcription from RNA polymerase II promoter by galactose
Cellular component (GO): nucleus
Molecular function (GO): DNA-binding transcription factor activity, RNA polymerase II-specific; zinc ion binding; RNA polymerase II cis-regulatory region sequence-specific DNA binding
Source: RefSeq, a predicted model, not a curated record
AUGCUCGUCGAGUAUAAGGCGGCUCCUUCGGAAUUCACACAGGACCCACAGCGGCACAUGAUUGUAGAGGCCCCCAGCAAUCCAUUACCAAGUAACACGCCAAUGUGUUUACUGCCAGAUAUAAAGACAGCUAGUAUCCUCGUGAAUUCAUAUUUCAUCAAUACCAUUGGCUUCGUCGAGGUCUUUGAUCGGCGGAUAUUUCGUGAUCAAUUCGACCAAUGUUUCCAAGAUCCGCUCACCAUCGACCCAUCUGUGCGAUGCUUGCUCAACCUAGUCUUUGCGAUUGGUCUUGUACUGGCAAAACCCGAACCAGAAAGCGAGGAAGAAGAGGUUAUCAAGAAACUUCGUGAGCAUAAAGGCAUCAACCAUGCCGAGGUGUUUUUCAGAAACGCCAAGGCCCUUGCCGAUCCGGAAUCAGGCUUUGAGAACGCGAACAUUUGGUCGGUCCAGGCGCUUUGCCUCAUGGCUAUUUACAUGCUGUCAGUUUCUAAGAGAAAUGCUGCAUAUGCCUAUUAUGGUAUGGCGGUGCGGUCGGCUUUCGCCCUCGGGCUACAUCGUGAAGAAAAUGAUUGCAGCUUUGAUCGGAUCUUUGACCAGACUCUAGGAAAAGUGAGGAGGAACCUGUGGCGCACACUUUACGUUCUAGAUCGAUUCUUGUCGGCUUCGUUGGGCAGACCAAUGGCAAUUUCUGACGAAGACUGUUCCGAGGAUCCCCUCGAGGCCGGCGAAAAACCCCUUGAGAGUGAAGAUGAAAAGGUCAAUUCAGCAGCCCUGUAUGCCGCUGUGAGAACUAGCCGCGUCAUCGGGAAAACACUCAAAGAGGUAUACUCGAAGCGAAAGAUAUCAUGCGCCAUCACCCAGGAAAUUGCAAAGAAGCUAGUAGAUUGGAACGGAGCACUGCAUACUGAACUUCACUGGCAACAGGCGAAAAACAACAACGUACCACGAAGCAGAAGGAUCACUAUUUUGCAUGUGAACCUUUUGCAAUGCCAUUCAAUCAUUCUCUUGGCUCGGCCGUUUUUCUUGUAUAUUCUCAAGGUUGGGAUGAUGCAGGGGAGCCAAGCACGAUUAAGCCAGAGGAUGGAUGGGUAUGCCCAGACAUGCGUCGAAGCCGCGCAACACAGCCUAGCUAUUGCACAGGCUGCAAUGGACGGAGACUACCUCCCACAUUGCAACCCAUUCGUCAUUUACUUUGUCUUUGCGGCAGGUCUGAUAAUCCUGAGCAACGAGUUUGCAUCGUUGUAUAUCAACCCAGACGCCGACAUGGCUGUUGCCAGCUGUCUCUCGAUCCUUGGAUACUGCGCAGAACAUGACCCUCAGGCCAAGCGGGUCCACCACAUCAUCAAGACUUUCCAGGAGGUCAUCGUGAACCGGGCCUCGGCAGAACCUGUGCUUUCAUUUCCAGGUCGGAUAAUACCAACCAUUACGCCUGCUUCAAGUAACCCGCAUCAUGAUCCCAUGGCCCAUUUCUUCAAAAACUCAAAAUGCGGCUCAAAAGCACAGCAGUUACCAAUCAUGCCGCCAACCCUGAGGCCCGAGCACUCAAGCAUGUCAGCUAGCUAUCAGAGACGGCCUUCAUCAUCGAUCAUCUCUGUCCACCAACAGCCGAGCCCAGAUGGCACUGAUGGCUCCCCAGCAGCAGUCGUCUCAGCGUCGGGUAGCGAUGGUAACACAAAUCCGGAUGUCAGCUUCUUCCUUGAUGACUUGUUCACGUCACCCUACAUGAACUCGAAUGCAAGAAUGCAAAUGGAUCAUCAGCAGCAUAUCCAGCCAGAAACUUUCAACAAUCAUUACACCUUGGGACCGACACCGUCUUUACCGUUCGGCCCUGCCAGCAUUCCGCCUGCCACCAUGCCGCCUGUCAGUAUGGGACCCCAUGGCAACUUAUUCUAUUCAGUUGGUGAUAAUUUCUAA